GGAAAGUGCUAACUAUGUAUGUACCUAAAGUACCUACGGUCCUGAGCUCUGACGCGCAAACUCGCGAUGCCUAGCAAGUAACUGUAGCUCUCCACACCACAGCUUCGAGGUUCCGUAGCCUUGUUCAUCCAAUCCCACCUUAACCAACUUAUUUCUACAACCUCGACAUUUCCAAAGCUACCUCCCAUAAUUUGAUCACUUAAUAACAAUUCGUAACCAUGGCUGACCGUUACUCCUUUUCCUUGACCACUUUCUCCCCUAGUGGAAAGCUAGUUCAGAUCGAAUAUGCUCUGAACGCAGUCAACCAAGGUGUAACGGCACUCGGCAUCAAGGCGACAAAUGGCAUCGUCCUUGCAACAGAAAAGAAGUCAUCUUCUCCCCUCGCCGAUCCCUCCUCCUUGUCCAAAGUCAGCUUGAUCACUCCCAACAUCGGUAUGGUUUAUUCAGGAAUGGGCCCCGACUACAGAGUGCUGGUGGACAAAGCCCGAAAGGUAUCCCAUACCGGAUACAAGCGAAUCUACAACGAAUACCCGCCUACGAGGAUAUUGGUGCAAGAUGUUGCUCGUGUAAUGCAGGAAGCUACGCAGUCUGGUGGUGUCCGACCAUACGGUGUUAGUCUACUCAUUGCCGGAUGGGACGAGGGUAUUCUACCAGAUGAGGAAGCUGCCGUUGAGGGCGAAGUUGAGGGCGAGAAGAAGCCAUCCGGUAAGACUGGUGGUAUUCUGAAAGGUGGUCCUAUGCUUUACCAAGUCGAUCCGUCUGGAAGUUACUUCCCUUGGAAAGCCACCGCCAUCGGCAAGAGUGCAACAACCGCCAAGACGUUCUUGGAGAAGAGAUACACCGAAGGCCUCGAGUUAGAAGAUGCCGUACACAUCGCACUUCUUACCCUGAAGGAGACUAUUGAAGGCGAGAUGAACGGAGAGACAAUUGAGAUUGGUAUUGUUGGCCCGCCCGCCGACCACUUGCUCGGAGUUGAAGGAGUUCACGGCGCGACCGGCCCCCGAUUCAGAAAGUUGACUCCACAAGAGAUUGAGGAUUACCUGACGAAUCUAUGAGCCUGGUCGCUACUAGUUACAAAAUUAUGCCCGGAGUUCACGUGUAUCAUAGGACAGCAUAGAGGGUCUUAGGCAAUUAAGGCGGAAUCAUCAAAGGAUUUGAUUCUUGGUCAAUAUGAAUGACGUGCGCCCUCCUGCCCCUACGCUACAAGUUACACGGUCUACCCCUAAAUGCAAAUGUAUCUUUGUCCA
Molecule: messenger RNA, 1247 nt
Organism: Hypoxylon trugodes
Lineage: Eukaryota; Fungi; Ascomycota; Sordariomycetes; Xylariales; Hypoxylaceae
Product: putative proteasome component Pre8
Exons: 5
Coding region: 219-1055 (278 amino acids)
Biological process (GO): ubiquitin-dependent protein catabolic process
Cellular component (GO): proteasome core complex, alpha-subunit complex; proteasome core complex
Source: RefSeq, a predicted model, not a curated record